Acanthosepion pharaonis is the source of this 837-nucleotide messenger RNA. Lineage: Eukaryota; Metazoa; Mollusca; Cephalopoda; Sepiida; Sepiidae. The record is from the annotation of a GenBank genome assembly.
AUGCGCUAUUGGGUCUCUUGGCUUGAUCCCUUUCAAAUCCAGCCUAUAUACCGGUAUACCUUGGCACGUAUGGUUGGCUCUAGCAGGUCAAUUAUGAGACCCCUGGGCAGUACCGUGAGCCAAUAUCAAGAGAAUUCACACCAACAAUGUCUUGUCCCCCUGGCUAGCUGUUCUGGUUUCUCUUCUCUUUCACAACCACAAAACAUGCUUUCUCUCUUCCAAAGCCAGGUCAGACUCUUCCAGACUAGCUCUGUGCAAAAUGAUAUUGAUCAGGCAGCAAAAUAUAUUGGUGCUGGUGCAGCUACAGUUGGAGCUGCUGGUUCUGGUGCUGGUAUUGGAAGUGUGUUUGGAAACUUAGUAAUAGGUUAUGCCAGAAAUCCUUCUUUAAAACAACAACUGUUUUCAUAUGCCAUUUUGGGCUUUGCCCUGCCAUGUAGCACAGGAUUGCUCGGGAAACGAGUCCGGGUCCAAGGUGCCGUCACAGUCCUUGCCCCUUCUUGGUCAUUAAAUGCGGCAUUGCCUGUUGUCAACGUGUGCGUUGAGGGUAAACGACGUUCGGUGCUCGUCGACACUGGAUGUUCCCGGUCGAUCAUUAAUGCGGAUAGAUGCAUGACAUGGAGCAGUCAACAAAUCGAGAUUCGGACGAUUGACAGUGUGUCCCGGGCCUGUUGUGGUGUCGGGACUGUAUCAAUCCUCACAGACGGAGAGAAUCAUGCCAAGGUCGACGUUUUGGUGGCAAGUCAAAGGCCCCUCGGUUACGACCUGCUGCUUGGGAUCAAUGUGAUCCGAGCGUUAGGAGGCAUGAUAAUCACGCCAGCCGGAUGUGGAACUGGGUAA